GCUCUGUUCCAGGCGAGCGACUCCCCAAACCCGACAAGGGCAAGAUGCGUUUCCACAAGAUCGCCAACGUCAACAAGGCCCUGGACUACAUCGCCAGCAAGGGGUCAAACUGGUGUCCAUCGGAGCUGAGGAAAUCGUGGACGGCAACUUGAAGAUGACCCUUGGGAUGAUCUGGACCAUUAUUCUCCGCUUCGCAAUUCAGGACAUCUCUGUGGAAGAAACCUCGGCCAAGGAAGGCCUCCUGCUGUGGUGCCAGCGUAAAACUGCUCCGUACCGGAACGUCAACGUACAGAACUUCCACAUCAGUUGGAAAGAUGGCCUCGCACUGUGCGCCCUGAUCCACCGGCACCGACCCGACCUCAUCGACUACUCCAAACUGAGAAAGGACGACCCCAUCGGCAACCUGAACCAGGCCUUCGAGGUGGCCGAGAAGUACCUGGAUAUCCCCAAGAUGCUGGACGCUGAAGACAUCGUGAACACCCCGAAACCGGACGAGAAGGCCAUCAUGACGUACGUGUCCUGCUUCUACCAUGCCUUCGCCGGAGCGGAGCAGGCUGAGACUGCAGCCAAUAGGAUCUGCAAGGUCCUGGCCGUCAACCAGGAGAACGAGAAGCUGAUGGAGGAGUACGAGAAGUUGGCUAGUGAGCUCCUGGAGUGGAUCCGCCGCACCAUCCCGUGGCUAGAGAACCGGAUCCCGGAGAAGACGAUGCGGGCCAUGCAGCAGAAGCUGGAGGAUUUCCGGGACUACCGGCGUGUUCACAAGCCACCGCGCGUGCAGGAGAAGUGCCAACUGGAGAUCAACUUCAACACCCUGCAGACCAAACUCCGGCUCAGCAACCGUCCCGCCUUCAUGCCCUCCGAGGGCAAGAUGGUGUCUGACAUCGCCAACGCCUGGAAAGGGCUGGAACAGGUGGAGAAGGGCUACGAGGAAUGGCUGCUGACCGAGAUCCGGCGGCUGGAGAGGCUCGACCACCUGGCCGAGAAGUUCAAGCAGAAGUGUGCGCUGCACGAGGCGUGGACCGCAGGGAAGGAGGAGCUGCUGAGCCGGAAGGACUACGAGUCGGCCUCGCUGAUGGAGAUCCGCGCCCUGACGCGCAAACACGAGGCGUUCGAGAGCGACCUGGCGGCGCACCAGGACCGUGUGGAGCAGAUCGCCGCCAUCGCACAGGAGCUCAAUGAGCUGGACUACCACGAUGCAGCCACCGUGAACAGCCGUUGCCAGGGGAUCUGUGACCAGUGGGACACCCUGGGCACAUUGACCCAGAAACGGAGGGAUGCCCUGGAGCGGAACGAGAAGCUCCUGGAGACCAUCGACCAGCUGUACCUGGAAUUCGCCAAGCGUGCGGCUCCCUUCAACAACUGGAUGGACGGAGCCAUGGAGGAUCUUCAGGACAUGUUCAUCGUGCACAGCAUCGAGGAGAUCCAGAGUCUGAUCACAGCCCAUGAGCAGUUCAAGGCCACGCUCCCCGAGGCAGACAAGGAACGAAUGGCAAUUCUCGGCAUCCAGAACGAGAUCAGCAAGAUUGCCCAGACCUACGGAAUCAAACUCUCCGGAAUCAACCCCUACACAAACCUGAAUUCCCAGGAGGUGGCCGGCAAGUGGGACAAGGUGAAGACUCUGGUCCCUCACAGAGACCAAACCCUUCAGGAGGAGCUCGCGCGCCAACAGUCCAAUGAACGCCUGCGCCGACAGUUCGCUGCCCAGGCCAACGUCAUCGGUCCCUGGAUUCAAACCAAGAUGGAGGAGAUUGGCCAUAUCUCCAUAGACAUUACGGGCUCCUUGGAGGAUCAGAUGAACCACCUGAAGCAGUACGAACAGAACAUCAUCAACUACAAGGCCAACAUCGAUAAGCUGGAGGGAGAUCACCAGCUCAUCCAAGAGGCCCUUGUUUUCGACAACAAACACACCAGCUACACAAUGGAGCACAUCCGUGUGGGGUGGGAGCAGCUGCUCACCACCAUCGCCAGGACCAUCAACGAGGUGGAGAACCAGAUCCUGACCCGGGACGCCAAGGGCAUCAGCCAGGAGCAGCUCAACGAGUUCCGAGCCUCCUUCAAUCACUUUGACAGGAAGAGGAACGGCAAGAUGGAGCCUGAUGACUUCCGAGCCUGCCUCAUCUCCAUGGGCUACGAUCUGGGAGAGGUGGAAUUUGCGCGGAUCAUGACCCUGGUGGACGCCAACAACACCGGUGUGGUGACCUUCCAAGCCUUCAUUGACUUCAUGACCCGUGAGACCGCUGAGACAGACACAGCUGAGCAAGUCAUGGCCUCCUUCAAAAUCCUGGCUUCCGACAAGAACUACAUCACGGUGGAGGAACUGCGACGGGAGCUGCCCCCAGAACAGGCUGAGUACUGCAUCAGCCGGAUGACCAUCUACACCGGCGCCGACGCAGUCCCGGGAGCACUGGACUACAUCUCCUUCUCCAGCGCGCUCUACGGAGAGAGCGACCUGUAAACCUUCCUCCAUCCCCCACUUUGCCACCCCCCACCCCUCCCCCCACUGCCGUGUCCGUCCGCUUUGCCCUCCUCUGUUACGCUAACCCAACUGUGGAGACCGUCACCCACUGCGCGUCUCGAAAUGUCUUCCCCCGACACCUCGUCCCCCAGGGAGAAUGGCCUGGGCGGCGUUCGAAAGAAAUAGACCACCCGUGUUUUGGAUCACUGAUUGCAUGCACGGUUGGAUUGGGAAGGGAGGUGGUGUAGGGAAGGGGAGAGGAUGUGCUGGACGUCCCACCUCCCUUCUCUCCGGUGGGCUGGAAAGGGGGAUGACAGUGGCAUCAAUGGGGACACCCUCUUCGCCAUCUUGGUGGCCAAGGAGUAUUUCUUUAUCGCCCUCCUUCCCCGUUGAGGGGGGGGGCGGGUGGGUGAGGGGAGAAGAUGGCAGUGGGGGCUCUCCCUCAGUCCCUCACCCCUUUGCCUCCGAGCCUCGAGGUCCCAAGCUCGAGGUGGUGAGCAGCACCACCCAUCGAUCCUCGCCCCUCCCCGCCCUCCUCCACCCCCCACCCCCAAACACAACCAUCUCAUUCCGUUGGCCUCUUGCUUCUACAUGUAGAUCCUCUUCCAACCAGCCCCAAGCCCCUCCAACUUGUAUUUAUUUCUGAGAGUCAGGCUCAAGGUGAUUUGAAACUCUCGACCCGUGAGCUGAUCCCUCGCCUGGUUUCGAGGAGGGGAGGGGUGGGUGGGGAGUGUCCUUCUAAACCACAGAUUGUAAGCGGAGAUAAUAAAACACUCCUUGAAAGUACCUCCAGCCUUUUGUGCGUCUUUUUCUUCCCUUCAACUCUUUCUCAGGUGUGGGAAUGUUGUGAUCGGGGCCUGUGUCCGGACUAGGCCCAGGUGAAGCCUGGAGCUGCCUUGGGUGGGCAAUCCCAGUCCAGGACUGUUUGAGCUUGGUCUUGUUCCCCCUGCACACCCAGCCCACUGCUAAUCUGGGCUGGUGGAUGGGGCUAUGGUGGUCAUUGGUUUAUUAUUACCACGGGUACCAAGGUACAGUGAGAAGCUUUCUUUGCGUGCCAUCCAGACAGGGUGUUCCGUACAU
Molecule: messenger RNA, 3535 nt
Organism: Pristis pectinata (smalltooth sawfish)
Lineage: Eukaryota; Metazoa; Chordata; Chondrichthyes; Rhinopristiformes; Pristidae
Gene: actn3a
Product: actinin alpha 3a
Exons: 19
Coding region: 155-2455 (766 amino acids)
Biological process (GO): muscle cell development; actin cytoskeleton organization
Cellular component (GO): cell projection; plasma membrane; cell junction
Molecular function (GO): actin filament binding; calcium ion binding
Source: RefSeq, a predicted model, not a curated record